Verticillium alfalfae VaMs.102 is the source of this 765-nucleotide messenger RNA. Its product is annotated as retinol dehydrogenase. The record is from RefSeq and is a predicted model, not a curated record. Lineage: Eukaryota; Fungi; Ascomycota; Sordariomycetes; Glomerellales; Plectosphaerellaceae. The transcript is spliced from 2 exons. Bases 1 to 765 code for a protein of 254 amino acids.
AUGGAGGCAAUCAAGAACACCAUCGGCGAGAACUUUGGUGGACCUGCCCAGAAUCUCUCAACACAUCAGUGGUCUCUCAAUCAGACACCGGACCUCGCUGGCAAAGUCGCUGUUGUCACAGGAGGUAGUCAGGGCAUUGGCUAUGGCGUCACCCACACCCUGCUCACGCACAACAUUGCCAAGCUCUACAGUCUAUCUACGGACAGGGAGGUUAUUGAAGGAGCAAAAGAGUCCAUCGCCAAAGAGCUCGGCCAGGAGGUCGCUGAUCGUACGCACUUCAUCCAGUGCGACCUGUCCGACUGGCCCCGCGUGAUGGAGAUUGCCGAGCAGAUCAAGAAGGAGAAUGACCGGCUUGAUAUACUCGUGAACAAUGCCGGACGUGGCAUCAUGCCCCAUGAGCUGACAGAGUCUGGUGUUGAUCGUCAGAUGGCCAUCAAUCACAUGGGCCACGUCGUGCUAACGAGCCAUUUGUUGCCACUGAUGAAGUCCACGGCGGAAAAGGGUAACACUGUUCGCAUUACGGUCCAGGCAAGCAAUGCUCACCAGGGCGCGCCGUCGGACAUCAAGUUCGAGAGCCUCAAUGAGAUCAAUGAAGACAAGGGUGUGAACGCCAAUUAUGGGCGCAGCAAGUUGGCGAACAUUUUGUAUGCGCGAUACUUCGCCAGAAAGGUCACGGCCAACGGACACCCGGACGUUGUCAUGAACGCGACGCACCCUGGCUUCGUCAGCACGAAACAGACCAAGGUCGACAUCCUCGAGGCGUAA